UACGAUGUCACAGGUCGACGUGUACGUUGGACCGAACAGCCCGGUAAGGCUGUCAAUAUCGCAGAUUGAUACCAGGUCACAACAAAGCUUUCCCAGACGACCUAGCCCAACAACUUCUGAAAAGAGAUCCUACAUGAGCAUUUUGAUGAAGAACCUACAGAAAAGCAACCCCCCUGGCACCCCCACGGGAGGGAAGGAGGGAGCGAAGAGUGACGGCAAGGAUCCGGCGAAGAAGGAGGCACACAAUGAGUCCCAGUUACACCCUAUUCUAGCAUCAAGAUAUGCUACUGAGCUGUUUAAGGCACAAAACGUUUUCAGAACAGAUACCCCGGACACUCUGAUGACAGAGUACACCAAUAAGCCUGAUAUUACUGUUAGAUGUGACAAGUGUGGCAUCUUCAUCGACAUCCGGACCCUCCUUGACCACCGCAGCUUCCACAAUGCCCUCACCGUGAUGAAAUUCAAGUGUUCCACCCUGCCAGACAACUCCGAAGCACUCCUCAAGCGGAGAAAUGCCAUCCUCCGCAGACUGAAGAAUGAGGCCAGAGAAAAUCCUAUUGACCCAAAAGCCAUAAAAGUGAUCAACGACGCCUAUGAACGUCUGAAGUCUGAUAUCGAAGACACAUAUGACAUGUGUCGACAGAUUCGUCAAAACAUUAACACAAAUGUAAACGGAGUGUCCUUGAACUGUAGCCCAUCAUGUACACUGGCAGUGGGCUUGUGUUCAAGCCAGAAUGAAAGAUGGAAAAGUGUGAUGGAGGAUACCAGAGUGUUUCAAGAUUAUUUUGGAGACGAUCAUGACAAAUGUUACCUUGCUCUGUUUGACGGCCACCAUGGACGUUUUGCAGCGGAAGUGGCAGCAUCAGAGCUUCACAGACUUCUGUUAAACGAGAUGGCCAAAUUUGACCCCAAGACCAAAUCAACAACUGCCCACAACCUUGCUGAUGUGACAGACAUCUCCCACUACAAGUUUGACCGCCCGGACACAAAGGACAGUGAGCGGGUUCUGCUCCACCAAGAGAGUAUGGACAUCAUUCAACAGAUCAUUGCCCUGUGUGAGGCCAAGUAUGACCUUCUGAUGAAGGACAAAGGACAACAUCCUGAAGGUGAUGAAGAGACAAAGAGGAAGAAGUCUUCCAAACCUAAGCAUCCCCUCUCGCCCAAAAUAUCCAGUGCCUUCAAGAAGGCUUAUCACCUGCUGGACAUCUUGUUGUCCUAUGGGAAGGAUGAGUGUUCCAAGGUUCGCUGGAGUGGAUGUUCAGCUCUUACUGCCAUAGUACAGGCUACGGAGCCUGGAGACAGCUCCAAGGGAUCAGAGAACUCUCCUCAGGAUGAGGGAGGGAAUGGUGACACUGCAGUACAACUAGGUCUUGUUCAUCUGGCUAAUGCAGGUAAUAUCCAUGGAUUGUUGGUACGAGGAAACACUUCGUAUAGGUUAACAAAGGAUCAUACACCUAGCAAUCCGAAGGAACGGAAGCUCGUUCUCAAGAACGGAGGUACCCUCAGUGAAAGUUCUCGUGAAUGCCAAGUGAAUGGCGUCGUGGCAACCACCCGUGGUCUGGGUAACCAUGGUGAUCUCAGUCUGAAGAAAUGCCUGCAGGUGGAGCCACACACUACCUGCGUACCCAUUGACCAGUAUGCCCAAUUCCUGGUGUUUGCCACUAAUGGCGUGUGGGAAAUAUUUUCAGAUCAAGAAGUCACAUCACUACUGCUGAAGAUGCUGCCGACCCACCAUGUACCCCCUCCCAGUAGUAUAUCCUCCAGUCUCCAGCCCCUCCUUGACGAGAUCGAGAACAACGAGAAGGCCAAACAAGCUGAGGUCAUCAGAGACAAUUUAAACAAGGCUGACAGCCGAAAAGUGUCAUUUUCUAACAAUGACCUUGAACAGGGCGACCUUCCUGACAUUGAUGUCGAAUCUUGUUCCAAGGAAAUAUCAAAUAUAUGUCAGUCAGAAGAUGGUAUGAGUGAUGCUCAAGCUACCUCAACACCAGUGGAAGAGAUUAAGACUGGACAGGUCAAUACUCUGACCAUUGAAGCAGAUCUGAGAACAGAGAUUGGCAGCCAUCUUGAAGAUGCUUCAGAUUUAGAUCAAGGUCAUGGCCUUGACCCAGACUUUCUGACCCUCCCAGUUCAUGCAGACAUUCCCGACCAUGUUCCAGAGACCUUGGAGGAGAAACAGCGAGAAUUGGCAAAGAACAUGGCAGAGUAUCUGGUACAGGCAGCGCUGUUGGCCGGUGCCAAGGACAACAUCUCCGUCAUGGUUAUGCUUCUUCCAGGAAGCGGUGUCUGACCAACUCAUUUUAUUAGUUGACAAGUCUGUGAUAUCUAAUCUGCCAAAAUUGACUGUUAUGGAAUAUGUGUUAUCAGUUUGUUUUGAAUUAAUGUAAACCUUUUUUAGAGACAUACUUAUUCAUGGUUGACUGACUGCAUUUAGCAAUCUCUCAUGCUGUCCAAGUUUUCAUCAAAACAGUUAUAAAUGAUAAUUUUACAUAUAUGUAUUUUGUACUACAGAGUUUUUGGACCAAAGAUAGAAGACGGAAGAGGGUGAAUGAAAAGGAAAAUAUUUGGCAGAAAGCGUUAGGGUGUCAUUAAAUUGUUGCCUCUUUCAUGGCAGAUUCUAACCUGUAUCUGGUAGCUUCAUUUAUGCCAGUUCCUGAAGUAGACAGCUGUUCUGUGUUGUGGCGAUAAUGCUAGUUAUUAGUCGACAUUAGGUAAAGCCAUACAAGAAAACCAUUAUUACAUAGUCACAAAACCCACAGCAUUGCUGGGACUUGGUGCCAUGUUCAGUGAUGCUCAUGUAUGUGUGAACAGCAUUAAUGAACACGGUGUGAUUUGAUUGAAUGUGAUGCAGAAAUCUUCCAGUAACUACAUUUCAUGGUGGGGCGGUGGGGUAGCCUAGAGGUUAAAGCGCUCGCUCGUCA
This is a messenger RNA of Haliotis rubra (blacklip abalone), 2921 nucleotides long. Its product is annotated as protein phosphatase 2C-like domain-containing protein 1. Gene Ontology annotation, molecular function: protein serine/threonine phosphatase activity. The record is from RefSeq and is a predicted model, not a curated record. Lineage: Eukaryota; Metazoa; Mollusca; Gastropoda; Lepetellida; Haliotidae. Gene Ontology annotation, biological process: protein dephosphorylation.